AUGGCUAUAAAACUAUGCAGAAAUUUUCUACGAAGUAAUACUAAGAAGGCUAUUUUUUUUAAGGAAAGAGAUGAUAUAAAAAAAAGUUUUGAUGAUAAUAAUUCAGUUUUAGAAGAUAGUUCAUUUGAUAGCCCUUUAAAGGCAUCAGAUGAAUUUCCUUCAUAUAUGCAACCAUCUGAAAAGAAUAGUAGUUGGUCAGAAGAAUGGCGAGAUGAAAAUUUAAAGUUAAGAGAAAAGGAUAAGAGAUAUAAUUUGAGUGUAUCUGAUAAUUAUGCAUAUAGUGUUCCAUAUAAUUAUAAAAUAGUAAUACCUAAUAAAGGAAAGAAUAUAAAAGAUGAAAAGGAUAAAAGAAAAAAAUUAUUAAAUGAUGAAAAAUUUAUAAAAGAAGAAUAUAGUAGAGAUGUAAGUAAUACAUUAAAUUAUAGUGAUUUUUGUGGAUUUAGAAAUCCAACACUUUCAACAUUUGAAAAUUAUAGAUAUUGGCAAGAUAGUGGUUUUAAAAAAUUUAUGAAUCGUAUAUUUCCAAUAAAGAUACCAGAACAUAGAAAAAUUGAUCCUUUAUUAAGAGAGUAUAUAUAUUUUUUACAUUCUUUUGAUCCUUAUCGUUUUACCUUCAAAAGAUUAAGUGAGAGAUAUUUAUUUCCAGAAAAUGUUAUACGUUCUAUUUAUAAAGAAGAAAGUGUAAAACGUUUCUUAGAAGAUUAUCAAUUAUGUGAUGAUAAAACUAAAAGAAUAUCUAAGAAAGAAGCAGUUUUAAAAAUUAAAGAAUUAAUAUAUUCAAAAAAAAUUGGAUAUAAAGAUAUAGGUGAUUAUGAAAAUAUAAAAAAUGAACAAGAUGAAUUCUGUGGUCAUAAAAAUACAUUUGAUCAAAUCAAUAGACAAAUAAUACAAGUUGAAUCUAUAUCAGCAUUUCCAUUACCAGAUAGAAGAAACCCUGUACCUAAAAGGGUUGAUAUCGAUAUGACUGUUUGUAAUACUUCAAAUGUAAAAAUUAUGAACUGGAUUAACCCUAACGAUAAGGUCAUAUUUUAG
Molecule: messenger RNA, 1032 nt
Organism: Plasmodium gaboni
Lineage: Eukaryota; Apicomplexa; Aconoidasida; Haemosporida; Plasmodiidae
Exons: 1
Coding region: 1-1032 (343 amino acids)
Source: RefSeq, a predicted model, not a curated record